AUGCCACGCAGGAGACAGAGAAAUCGUUAUGAUUUCCAGCGUAGUUUUGACAGUCUAAAGAAUUACUAUGGGUUUCCACUUUUUUCUAGACAUUCCCGCCAUCUAGUGUAUUCACUUGGCCUUACCCCUUACUCUCGGCGGAAUAUUCUCUCUGAGUAUCGCAUCAUUGGCUCAUCACGGGAGCAGGUUGUGUUGGAGGUCAUGCAAACUUACACCCCCACGGCACCAACGCAGCAAGUAUGCGACCGAUUUUUGGAGGUGGCCGCAUUACUUUCUCUCUACUAUGACGCCGUGGACGUGCUACAUCAGAUACCCAAGGGUUGA
Trypanosoma cruzi is the source of this 324-nucleotide messenger RNA. RefSeq lists its product as uncharacterized. The record is from RefSeq and is a predicted model, not a curated record. NCBI's taxonomy places the organism in Eukaryota, Euglenozoa, Kinetoplastea, Trypanosomatida, Trypanosomatidae. Bases 1 to 324 code for a protein of 107 amino acids. The transcript has a single exon.